AAUGUGCUCCAGAGGUAUGUUGCAGGAAUGUUGGUACAAGAUUCAAGAUCCAUGUCCACUUCAGUAUGUCAAAGAGCUGAUGUGACUAGUCAAGAAACCAAACCGAAACCCAAGACAGGUAUCAUGAUGUUGAAUAUGGGUGGACCAGAGAACACUGAUGAAGUCCAUGACUUCCUUCUUCGUCUCUUCAUGGAUAAGGAUAUUAUUCCCCUUCCAGCUCAAAGCAAAUUGGCUCCAAUCAUAGCCAGACGUAGAACUCCCAAGAUCCAGGCCCAGUACAAAAAGAUUGGAGGGGGUUCUCCCAUCAAGAAGUGGACAAAUUUACAGGGGGAAGGUCUUGUCAAGUUACUAGACAAACUAUCACCUGAAACAGCUCCUCACAAGUAUUACAUUGGUUUCAGAUAUGUGAACCCACUUACAGAAGAUACUAUAGACCAAAUGGAGAGAGAUGGCGUAGAAAGGGCAGUUGCCUUCACACAAUACCCACAGUACAGUUGCUCAACAACAGGGAGUAGUCUGAAUGCAAUCUACAGACACUAUGCCAAGAAUCCAGAUUUAGCUGAAAACAGUACAAUGAGGUGGAGUGUCAUAGAUAGAUGGCCUGUUAAUGUGGGACUUGUAGAGGCCUUUAGUCAGCAUGUAGAAGCAGAAAUUGCCAAAUUUCCUGCUGAUGUGCAAGAUGAUGUUGUAAUCCUUUUCUCUGCCCAUUCGCUUCCAAUGUCAGUAGUUAACAGGGGUGAUCCCUACCCAGCAGAGGUUGGUGCAACCGUACAGAGAGUGAUGGAGAGACUCAAUUUCUCCCAUCCAUACAGACUAGUAUGGCAAUCUAAGGUGAGUUAAUUCAUAUCUUUAAAUUUUGAGUACAUCACAUGAAACGGUCAGGAUUACAUUUGCAAUACUGAGUGAAUGUAUUUGUUAUCUUUCCUUUAUAAGGUGAUCCUUAAACAGGGCUUAAUUUAAUCCAAGACCGUCAAAGGCCAUGGCCAUGGAUGUAAUGGCUGGCAGUGAAAAGUCAAGGGGGGGGGGGUGGCUGGGGGCGACUCAGCCCCUGAUAUGCUCAAAAGAGUCCUGGAAAGCAAAUUAAAAGGAGCCCUGGAAAUAAAUAUUUAUUACAUAGAUUGUUAUACACAAAAUAUAUCAAAAGGAAAGAAGUUACCAUUUUAAGAAAAUGAUGGAGUAGAAGAAGAAUAGAAAUAAAAAUAGUAAGGU
Messenger RNA from Lytechinus pictus (painted urchin), 1209 nucleotides. RefSeq names its product ferrochelatase, mitochondrial-like. Gene Ontology annotation, molecular function: protoporphyrin ferrochelatase activity. The record is from RefSeq and is a predicted model, not a curated record. The transcript is spliced from 7 exons. Gene Ontology annotation, biological process: heme biosynthetic process. Gene Ontology annotation, cellular component: mitochondrion. Lineage: Eukaryota; Metazoa; Echinodermata; Echinoidea; Temnopleuroida; Toxopneustidae. Bases 28 to 840 code for a protein of 270 amino acids.